Messenger RNA from Carassius carassius (crucian carp), 3368 nucleotides. Its product is annotated as nicotinamide phosphoribosyltransferase-like. The transcript has 11 exons. The record is from RefSeq and is a predicted model, not a curated record. The coding region runs from base 82 to 1563 and encodes 493 amino acids. Gene Ontology annotation, biological process: NAD+ biosynthetic process. Gene Ontology annotation, molecular function: nicotinamide phosphoribosyltransferase activity. Lineage: Eukaryota; Metazoa; Chordata; Actinopteri; Cypriniformes; Cyprinidae.
UCCUCAGCGACGGGGGUUGGUUGAGUCCGCGCGCUGGAGAAGGAACAACAGACUGACAGACAGCAGCGCGUCGAGGGAAAGAUGGAGCAGCCCACUCUCGCCGUGGACUUCAAUUUCUUGUUAGCUACCGACUCCUACAAGGUCACACAUUACAAACAGUAUCCACCCAACACCAGCAAGGUGUACUCUUACUUUGAGUGCCGCGAGACGAAGACAGAACCUACCAAGCUCAGAAAAGUCAAAUACGACAAAACGGUCUUCUAUGGGCUUCAGUACAUUCUCCAAAGAUAUUUAAAAGGACAGGUCGUCACAAAAGAGAAGAUUCAGGAAGCAAAAGAGGUGUACAGGGAACACUUCCAGGAUGACGUGUUCAAUGAAAAAGGAUGGAAUUACAUUUUGGAGAAAUACAACGGUCACCUGCCCAUCGAGAUCAAGGCUGUGCCGGAGGGAAGCGUUAUCCCGCGUGGGAAUGUACUGUUCACCGUAGAAAGCACAGAUCCGGAGUGCUACUGGCUCACUAACUGGGUAGAGACUAUCCUGGUUCAGUCCUGGUACCCCAUCACCGUCGCGACAAACUCAAGAGAACAGAAGAAGAUUCUGGCCAAAUAUCUCAUGGAAACGUCAGGAAGCCUGGAAGGACUGGAAUAUAAACUGCACGACUUCGGCUACAGAGGGGUUUCAUCCCAAGAGACGGCUGGUAUCGGUGCAUCUGCACACUUGGUAAACUUCAAAGGAACAGACACCGUGGCCGGGAUCUGUGUAAUCAAGAAGUACUACGGCACCAAAGACCCGGUUCCUGGUUUCUCAGUACCAGCUGCAGAACACAGCACAAUCACUGCCUGGGGAAAGGACCAUGAGAAGGAUGCUUUUGAACACAUCAUCAAGCAGUUCCCGUCUGUCCCCGUGUCUAUCGUCAGCGACAGCUAUGACAUCUACAACGCCUGCGAGAAGAUCUGGGGUGAGGACCUGAGGGGUCUGAUCGAGAUGAGGAGCGCAGACGCCCCACUGGUGGUCCGACCGGAUUCGGGAAACCCUCUAGAUACAGUGCUAAAGGUUCUAGAAAUUUUAGGAAGGAAAUUUCAUCCAGUUGAGAACUCUAAAGGCUAUAAGGUGCUUCCACCCUACAUCAGGGUCAUUCAGGGUGACGGUGUGGACAUCAAUACUUUACAGGAGAUUGUGGAGGGCAUGAAAAAGCACAGAUGGAGCAUUGAGAACAUCUCGUUUGGCUCAGGAGGAGCUUUGCUGCAGAAAGUGACUCGAGAUCUGCUCAACUGCUCUUUUAAGUGCAGUUAUGUGGUGACGAACGGACUGGGCGUAAACGUCUUCAAAGACCCUGUUGCAGACCACAACAAGAGGUCAAAGAAAGGUCGCCUUUCUCUUCACAAGACGCCUAGUGGAAAUUUCGUUACUCUGGAAGAGGGCAAGGGUGAUCUGGAGGAAUACGGAGAGGACUUGCUGCACACUGUGUUCAGGAACGGGAAGAUUGUGAAGAAAUACACCUUCGAUGAGGUCAGAGACAAUGCCAAGCUGAAGGAGAGCGAAUUGGAGGAACUGCUGCUCUGAUCGUGUUUCCCAUCAGCCCUCUCUCUGCCCACACCAACCGAGAGACGUGAGGACACACAGUUACCCCGACGUUCAGUGUACAGAGCUGUUCUAUGUUUCUGUCUACGCUUCAGUGUCUCUUUCGAACGGCAGAUGAGAGCAGUUAUCAUGCUAUUUAAAUCAUUUAACAGUCUAUUUGACCAAGUGUGCUACUGAUCAUACGUCUUUGCAGGAAUGGAGACGUAUAUGUGUGCGUAUUCCGCGAGAAGAUUUCGCUUAGCUUGACUGUAGGACUGAAUGGUAAUCGUUCUGUGUUUGUUGAAUGUGAAUGUUGUGUGUAGGGUUUAUCACUUUAUUAUAAAGGAUUGAUUUAUUCCUUUAUGCAAAGGAGACGGCUGAACUAGAGGGAUACUUUCGUUGGCCUUGUGUUUAUUUUAUGUUAUUUCUGGUUUAAGUUGAAUAAUGAAACCUGAGAGGGCAUGUUUAGGUCAGAUUUCCACCUAAAAUCAAGAGGACGAAAAAGAGAAACUUCAUUUUGCAUAAAGAAAUUAGCAUUUUUGCAUUAUUUCCAUGAUAUUUAAGGAUGUCUUACAACCAGUACCCAUUACUCUACUGUGUCCAGAUAUUUUAUUUUAUUUUUACAGUAAUUUCUGACAUUUUCAAUGGUAAUUUUCAUUAAUCGUUCUCUGAAAAUGUUAAAUUGUUACUGUAAUUUUUACAAUUUCCAUAAGUAAAAAAAAAAAAAAAAAAAAUAUAUAUAUAUAUAUAUAUAUAUCUAUAUCUCAUGCCAUUGCAUUAUAGUAGUAAUGGGAAUUUAUGGGCUUAAUUUCUUAAUGGUCCUAAAAGUUGGUUUUGUUUCCUUUAUGCAAAAUAUAAUUUCAUAUUUCUUUGGAUUUUUGGGGUGAAAUAUGAUUUGGACGUGUUCUUGACAGGAUUCAUCCAAAUAUAAUAGACCCUUUCCUGUCUGCGGAGAACAUGAUCUGGAUUUUUCCAACAUGUUAAAUGCUACAUCAAUGUAAACCUGACAUACGCAAGUCAACCAAAAAAAAUUAUCUUUAUAUUUUUUAUUUUUUAAUAUUACUCACUACAGCUCUUUAUUUGACAACACCAGUUUUAAUAAACAGUGGGGAUCAUUUUAAAAGAGUUGUUUUACUGUUUUCUAUACCUAGUGUUCCAAACUCCAGAUUCAUAAUUUUUUAUGACAUACGUAAAUAGCGCCAGUUACCGUAGUAAAUAUCCACAGUCAGAAUAAUGUGGCCAAACUGCCUUCUCUCUCGUAUAUAUCGGCGUAGGUGUUUGUUUUGAGAGCUGGCUUCUUAUUUGUGCUUAUUUUUGUCUAAUGUCUAUUUUGUACCAACAGACAAUUCAUGUAUCCGUUACGUUCUGUGGAAGACUGAUGUUGCUCACACGGUCUCUGGCAUGUGUGUGUGUGUGUGUGUGUGUGUGUGAUGUGAGUGCGUGUGUACAUGUUUGAUUGACAACACUUAUAAUUUCAAUGAUGUUUUUAUGUAUAUGUUGGGUCUCAUUUUUCUUUCAACCUCUUGGGAUAUUUUAAAACUUAGAUGACCGAUGCCAUUUUGACAGGAUAUUAAAACAACGACUGAAUCCUGAAAUUUUGCUGAAAUGUUAUUAUUUCUUCUCCUUUUUUAUGGAAUAGCGAAAAAGAUGAAACCAUUCCCUUUUAUAGCUGCUGUAAGGACAGUAAACAGAUUCUCAAUGCACUAGCCUUCAAACUAGUAAUGAAUCACUUCAUUUUGAUGACGAAUUUAAGACUGUGUUAAGGAAAAUUCGUGUUAAACUUUCAAUAAAAAGCAAUAUCAUAUGGA